AUGCUAACCUAAAUAAAGUUCUAAGUCAAAAAAUCUAUAAACAACGAAAUGCUAUAUAUGAUGGGUGGAAAAAUUAUUAGGAUGUAUAUACAAUAAUAAUGAUUUUAGUGACCAAUAAGAGACUUCAUAAAUAAUGACUAAUUUAGAACAAAUAGAGCAUCUUACUUGGUAAGGGGAAAGGAGUCAUAGCUUCUAAAAAAUAGGAAGGUGGACUGCAGAUUGGAAUUGGAAUUAUGAAGGAGUUGGAGGAUAUUAUUCUGAAAAUGGUUAGAAAUAAGGUUAAUGGAAAGAAAUGGCAUAGAACUUUGGGGAGUAUUUAUUAUUGGAAAAAUAUAAAAGGAAUGCAAAAGUUUAUGAAGUAGGAGAAUACGAAAAUGGAGUUAGAAUAGGAACUUGGAAUUAUGUGUUCGAAAAUAAAAGAUUGUAAAAUAUUUUUUGAAAAUUAGUGGUGGAGGAGUUUAUAAAGAAAAUGGGGUAAAAAAUAGUAAAUGGAUUGAAUUAAGUGAUAAUUUUUCAAGGUAUAAUUGAAUAUAAUUUAUACUUAUAGUUAGAGUUAAAUAACAUAUAAUGGUGAAUAUUAAGAUGGCAAAAAAUUUGGUGUAUGGACUACUAUGUACAGAGGACAUGGAUAUGAUGAAUUUAUAUAAAUGUAAAUAUCUAUUUUUUAUUUGUUAAGAGGCGGAGGAUAAUUUGAUGAAAAUUAAAAAAAUGGUGAGUGGAUAGAAUUGAGCAACUUUUUUAGCAAGUACUAUUUUGAAUUCAAUAAUAUUUAUAGUCUUAGUUAAGUAAUUUAUUAAGGUCAUUAUUUACAUGGAAAAAAAUCUGGUCAAUGGGAUACAAUGGCAAGGUUAUCUGAUGGAUUAAAGUUUGCAUAAAUGUAAAGAAUAAAUAAAUAAAAGUGGUGGGGGAUUCUAUGAUAAGAAUGGAAAGAAACAAGGUAAAUGGGUUGAUUUAUGUAAUUAUUUUUAGAGGUAUAUUAAUUUGAUCUCUAUAAUUUAAAGUUAUGUAUAAAUCCUCUACAACGGUUAAUAUCAAGACGACUUAAAAAUUGGAAAGUGGGAUACGAUAUUUAGAGAAUAUAGUAGUGACAAAUAUUGUGAGAUGUAAUUUGUGAUUAAAAAGCAAUAUUGUAGCGGUGGUGGAUCAUUUGAUGAGAAAGGAAUGAAAAUUGGUAAUUGGAUAGAAUUAAGUGAUGGAUUUUAUAGGUUUUUAGAAUAUCAUAUUAUUUCAAUAGGGAAUGUUAAAUCAUAUAUUAAGGUGAAUAUCAAAAUGGUUUAAAGGUAGGCAGAUGGGAGAUUAUGUAUAGAAAAAAAACUAAUGAUGAUUAUCAAAAGAUGUAAAUACAUAAAUAAAUUAUCAUUAAAGUGGGGGUGGUUUAUAUGAUCCAUGUGGAUUAAAGGAUGGUAUAUGGAUGGAACUAGAAAAUAGUUUGAGCAGGUAAUGAAUUUAAUAUAUUAAUAAAGAAAAACUUAAGUUAGUCAUGUAGGAUAAUAUAAAAAUGAUAAAAAAUAUGGUCUCUGGGAGAUUAUGUUUAUAGGAGAAAAAAUGUAAGAAUUAAAUUAUGAAAAACUUAGGGGUGGAGGUAUAUUCGAUGAAAAUGGAAUAAAAGAUGGACAAUGGAGAGAAAUAAGUGAUAAUUUUUCAAGGUUGUUGUAGAUUAUUAUUUCAAUAUAAUUUCGUAGAGAUUAACACAUCUUUUAUUAGGGAGAAUAUUAAAAGGGUAGAAGAAUUGGGAGAUGGGAUAUUGAGGAGAUAGUGGAAACAAGUUAUGAUCAUGAAGAUUUUACAUUUAAAUAUACAAUGUAUUUAUGAAAAUUAAACUAAAUUAAAAAUAGUGGAGGUGGAUUAUAUGAUGAUACUGGAUUAAAAGAAGGUAUAUGGCUAGAAUUGAGUCCAUUUUAAUAUUGGUAUUGAUUAAUAAUUAUUAGAUUAAUAAAGGUGUUAAAUAUUAUUUACUGGUGAAUAUAAGAAAGGUAAAAAAAUUGGGAUUUGGAAUACUUCUAAACCGAAUGAAUUGAUGUAAGUUUUCAAUGAUAAAUUAUUUAAAAUAUAUAGAUUUGGUGGGUUAUUUGAUGAAACUGGAAGGAAAGAUGGGAAAUGGAUAGAAUUGAAUGAUGGAUUUUGUAUUUAAAAAGGAGAAUACUAAAAUGGAUAGAAAAAGGGGAUAUGGGACAUAUUAAAGAGCAGAGGAUUGUGGGAUAAGGAAUAUGAGAAAAUGUAAAUAUAUAGCAUUUAAUAAACUUUAGUUCAGAAACAAGUUAUAUGGAUAAAAUUUGA
Paramecium pentaurelia is the source of this 2277-nucleotide messenger RNA. The record is from the annotation of a GenBank genome assembly. Lineage: Eukaryota; Ciliophora; Oligohymenophorea; Peniculida; Parameciidae.